AUGAUUAGUGGACUUGUUGAUAGUGGUCGUACAGAUUGGUCAAUUGAGAAGAAUGUAUCUUUCUGGCAUGAGCAAGCACGUAUGGAGAUUGAAAAAGCACUUGGCCGAAAAGAAAAUACACGAGUAGCAAAAAAUGUCAUUCUAUUUCUUGGUGAUGGAAUGGGUAUUUCAACGGUAACUGCUGGAAGAAUACGUAAAGGACAAGUCAAUGGUCAAUUAGGUGAAGACUAUCUGACUGAAAUGGAACAGUUGACUCAUUUGGGUUUGUCAAAAACAUACAAUAUUGAUCAUCAAACACCAGAUUCAGCAGCGACAGCGACUGCUUAUUUAUGUGGUGUUAAAGCCCAACUGGGUACUAUUGGAGUCGAUGGGCGAGCAAAACGAAGCGAUUGUCCCAGUUCUAUUGGUACAGAUGUUGACAGUAUUGUGGAUUGGGCACAGAACGAAGGCAAAAAAGUUGGCAUCAUAACAACUGCUCGUAUCACUCAUGCAACACCAGCUGCGGCAUAUGCACAUAUACCUGAACGAAAUUGGGAAAGUUUUGACGGUAGAAAUUUCAAUGCAAGCCAUUCAGCACAAGGUUGUAGAGAUAUCGCUCAUCAACUUAUUGUUCGGACUCCUCCAAUAGAUCUGCUAUUUGGUGGUGGUCGUCAACUUUUCUAUCCAACAACAACAUUUGAUGUUGAAUAUCCUAGAAUACGAGGAUCUCGUAUUGACAAUCGAUCUCUUAUUGAUGAAUUUUGGAAAGGAGAAUAUAUCUGGAACAUGUCUCAAAUGAAUAAAUUCGAAUUAGGUUCACCACAACCAUUGUUAGGUCUUUUUGAACCAAGUCAUAUGCGCUAUGAAUUCAAUAGAAGUCAGAGUAAUGAUGAUGAACCAAGUUUAUCACGCAUGACUGAAUUUGCUAUUGAACAUUUUCUGAAAUCUGAUAAAGGUUUUUUUCUUCUUAUUGAAAGUGGAAGAAUUGAUCAUGCACAUCAUGAUACAAAGCCAAGAAAUGCUCUUGAUGAAUUUGUCGAAUUUGAUAAUGCUAUUGGACAAGCCAAAAGACUCUUGCAAGCAAAAGGUGUUCUCGAUGAUUCUCUCAUUGUUGUUACAGCUGAUCAUUCACAUGUAUUUUCAAUUGGUGCUUAUUCUUCACGUGGUUCAAAUAUAUUAGGUUUUGGCUCAUUAGAAAACAAGAAUGUAAGUGAUAUUGAUGAUUUACCUGUGAAUAUCAUCACCUAUGGAAAUGGACCCAAUUUUCCUUCGUCUCGAAAUGCCACGUAUUUAUAUUCAUUAAACAUAAAUUCGACAGAUUAUCUUGCACCGGCAGCUCUACCUAUGGACGCAGAAACUCAUGGUGGUGAAGAUGUUCCAGUUUAUGCACAUGGAUCAUGGAGUCAUCUAUUUAUUGGUACAUUCGAACAACAUACAAUUGCGCACAAAAUGGCUUAUGCGGCAUGUUUAGGUGCCUAUAAAACUAGAGAGGGAUGUUCAAAAGCAUCUUCAUCAUCAUCAUAUUCGACUUGUAAUCUUAUAUUAGUUGUCUCUUUCUUAUUCUCUCUGCUUAAUGCUUUUUAUUAUACUAAGACGGAUUAG
Messenger RNA from Rotaria sp. Silwood1, 1581 nucleotides. Lineage: Eukaryota; Metazoa; Rotifera; Eurotatoria; Philodinida; Philodinidae. The record is from the annotation of a GenBank genome assembly.